AUGAUCACCACCGCCACCACCUCACCUAUUCCCAUGAUCACGAUGAUGAUGUUCCUCAUGAUAAUCUCUCCGUCGACCUGCACUCCUCCCGAGGACCCAAUCCACUGCUCUUCUUCCUCCGCCGCCAACAACACCAACUGCACCAUCACCAACUCCUACGGCGCCUUCCCCGACAGGUCCACGUGUCGCGCAUCCAGCGCAACAUACCCCGCCACGGAGGAGGAGCUCAUCUCCGCGGUGGCCGAGGGGACGAGGGCGCGGCGGAAGAUGAAAGUCGCCACCCGCUUCUCCCACAGCAUCCCCAAGCUGGUCUGCCCCGACGGCGACGACGGGCUGCUCAUAAGUACCAAGUUUCUGAACCGGGUUCUCGCCGUCGACAAGGAGGCCAUGACGGUGAGCGUGGAGAGCGGGGUGACUCUGCGGCAGCUGAUAGAGACGGCGGCGGAGGCGGGGAUGGCGUUGCCCUACGCGCCGUACUGGUGGGGUUUGACGGUGGGCGGGAUGCUGGGGACUGGGGCCCACGGGAGUUCUCUGUGGGGGAAAGGAGGCGCCGUGCAUGAUUACGUGGCGGAGGUGACGGUGGUGAGCCCCGGGACGGCGGCCGACGGUUAUGUGAAGGUUAGGAGGUUGAUGGAGGGCGAUGAUGAGAUCAAUGCUGCCAAGGUGACAUUCAAACUGCAACCCUUGUUCAAGCGAUCCCUAACCUACGUGAAGAAAGACGACAAUGAUCUCGGCGAUGAAGUCGUCACCUUUGGAAGCAAACACGAGUUCGCCGACUUGUCAUGGUUUCCCAGUCAAGGCAAAGCCAUCUACAGAAUCGACGAUCGCGUUCCUUCCAACACUUCAGGCAACGGCAAAUACGACUUCAUCCCUUUCCGCUCCACCCUCUCCUUCGCCUUGGCCGUCCUCAGAUCCGCUGAGGAAACUCAAGAAUCCACCAAGGACGCCAACGGGAAAUGCCUGAGCGGCAAGCUCCGUACAUCCGCACUUCACUCAGCCGGCUUCGGUCUAACCAACAACGGUCUGACCUUUUCUGGUUACCCGGUAACCGGCAACCACAACCGCCUCCAAGCCUCGGGAACCUGCCUCGACAGCCCAAACGACGGUCUAACCACUGCCUGCCCGUGGGACUCGAGGAUCAAAGGCGAGUUCUUCCACCAAACCACUUUCAGCAUCAACCUAUCCGUCGUCAAGGACUUCAUCCACGACGUCCAGUCACUCGUCGCCAUGGACCCGAAGUCUCUAUGCGUUUUGGACCAGUACAACGGCAUCCUCAUGCGUUAUGUAGCUCAUUCGUCCGCCUACCUUGGGAAACAAGAAAACGGGCUGGACUUCGACCUAACGUACUACAGAAGCAAGGACCCCACAUCCCCGCGAAUGUUCGAGGACGUUCUGGAGGAGAUAGAGCAGAUGGCGGUGUUCAAGUAUGGGGCACUGCCGCAUUGGGGGAAGAAUCGUAACGUGGCGUUUGAAGGGGCGAUGAGGAAGUAUCGAGGUGGGAAGGAUUUUUUGAGGGUGAAGGAGAAGUAUGAUCCGUUGGGGUUGUUUUCGAGCGAGUGGACGGACCAGGUUCUGGGGUUGAAAAGUGGGUUGAUGAUUGUGAGGGAUGGGUGUGGUUUGGAAGGGUUGUGUGUCUGUUCGGAAGAUAGGCAUUGUGCGCCUAGUAAAGGGUAUUUCUGUAGGCCUGGGAAGGUUUAUAAGGAUGCUAGGGUUUGCAGUAAUAGGUCGGUUAAUUGGGAUUGAUAUUGAUUGUUAUUGUAAGGUGAAACAAAUAUGAAAUAUAUACAAGGGAUUGUAUUAUUAUGGUGACCGUAUAAUGUAAUAGCUAUGAUGUUGAAUGUUAAACACU
This is a messenger RNA of Linum tenue, 1849 nucleotides long. Lineage: Eukaryota; Viridiplantae; Streptophyta; Magnoliopsida; Malpighiales; Linaceae. The record is from the annotation of a GenBank genome assembly.